AUGUCUCUAGAUUUUGACACUACCUUGUUCGGAAGCUCUGACUUUGAAGACGAUUAUGACGCGGAUGCUCUCGAUUCACCAAUUUCUAGCUCACAGAGCGCAUAUACCCAUACUUUUACCUCCCCAGUUCCAGAGCAACGCGAGAGCCAACCCAAGGAACUCCCUGCUGCAGAUCAAAUCACUCACAUAAAGACACCUCAACUGCCGAUCGAGGUCAUCGAUUACAUCGCUUUUUUCUUGUUCGACUCAUGCCCUUCUGGCUGCUUUUCCCAUAUCCACUCGUUCUCUCUGGUUUGUUCUCAGUUUAGACACGUUGCUUUGCGUCAUUAUUUUUCUUUCAUUCGUGUUGCGUCUGCAAAACAACUUGCUGCAUAUACCAAUAUUCACUUCUCAUUGACUUCCCGCAAUACCCCAUGCGACAGUAUUGGAUUCGACUUCGACUUGAUAAUCUCGUUCUCAUCGGACGGAAGACAAUCGCAGACAACCCGACUAAAGCGCAUCUUCUCACCACCGGAAAUCCCCCUGACCCCAUGGUUCCCUCCUCAGCUGACGUCUCUCACACUGACAAAACUCUGGCGAAUCGACGUACCUCUGCUGAAAACGGUUGCAUCUGCGUUCCCUUCUGUGAGGAUCCUGCAUCUUAGUUGCUCCGAACAGCUAGACGUCUCCUGCUGUUGGCCUUGUUUUGAAGAAAGCUCAACUGCUGUCGUGCACUCGCCAAUUCCGAAUUACUUUCAUGAUAUCACAAAAAUGACGGACGACUUCGCGGAUUCACUGGAACCACUAACCCAGCUGGCCGAUCUUCACCUCGGUGUCUUUCUCUCAGACGAGGAGAUGGUUGAAAAGCAUCUCGAGCACUACGACACCCCAUUGACUUUCGACCACACGCUCCGCACAGCAUUCAGUCCCACCAAAGUUGCAUCUCCGCCUACCGCAACCACCCUCAGUCAAUCAGAAACCGAAACUCCCACUAGAUUCAUAUCCUAUUCAGUAGACCAAGAUAGCGACAAAGAGGAUUCCCAUUCCGGAGCCUGUACCGAAGACCUGCCCUUUCCCCAUGGCCCAGAGCUCUGCCGCACAUGCAAGCUCGUUGGAUCCCCCUCCAAGGUACGCACACGAGAGCUAGAAGCAAGUCUCGCGCUCGCAAGAAAAAUCAAGACGUUACAGACGGUUGGCUGGAGCUCGUUCUUCACAUACCAGGUCUUCGAGCCGGAGGAGACCAAGGUUGGCGAUUGGCGAAGGAGGACAACAGUCUACAUUCUACGCGCGAAUGGGAGGGUGCGAGUGCGUAGGAGACCCUGGUAA
Molecule: messenger RNA, 1305 nt
Organism: Suillus paluster
Lineage: Eukaryota; Fungi; Basidiomycota; Agaricomycetes; Boletales; Suillaceae
Exons: 3
Coding region: 1-1305 (434 amino acids)
Source: RefSeq, a predicted model, not a curated record